This is a messenger RNA of Vigna umbellata (rice bean), 2034 nucleotides long. Lineage: Eukaryota; Viridiplantae; Streptophyta; Magnoliopsida; Fabales; Fabaceae. The record is from RefSeq and is a predicted model, not a curated record.
CAUGUGCGCCCCAUUGUGAUUCUUAUAAAAUCCUCUCUCUCUCGUACGCUUCUCAACACUCACUCUCUUUCAAACAUAGAAGAUUCUCUUUUUCAAAUAGCAACCUUUUUUCAUAAACCCUUGUUACCCUUUUCUCUCUUCGAUCUCGUAAUCGUGUUGCUGUUCAUGGGAUUUCUCUGAUUCAAUAACAUCAGAUUCAUCUUUCGUUUCCCUCUCUGCUGUUUUACCAUGGAGUUGAUUUCAGGUCUACCAGAGGACGUUGCCCGAGACUGUUUAAUUAGGGUUCCGUACGAGAAAUUCGCGGCGGUGGCAUCCGUCUGCAAAGGUUGGAACUCUGAGAUUUACUCGCCGGAGUUUCACCGUCGGAGGAGAACCACAAAACACGCACAAAAAAUCCUUGUCACGGUUCAAUCCAAGAUAGACUCCGAAAAAACCCGAACCGGCAUGCUUGCGAAGGCCUCUGCGAAUCCGGUUUACCGGCUGAGCGUGUUCGAACCGGAGGCGGGUCUAUGGAGCGAGUUGCCCCUGGGACCCGAACUCGCUUCCGGGUUACCCAUGUUCUGUCAGAUUGCGGGUGUCGGGUACGAGCUUGUCGUUUUGGGCGGGUGGGACCCAGAUUCUUGGAAAGCGUCGAAUUCGGUUUUUAUUUACAACUUUCUCUCGGCCAAGUGGCGGCGUGGGGCCGAUAUGCCGGGCGGGCCCCGAACGUUUUUCGCGUGCGCGUCGGAUCAAAAUCAGACGGUGUACGUAGCGGGCGGGCACGACGAGGAGAAGAACGCGCUGAAGUCCGCGCUUGCGUAUGACGUAGCGAACGACGUGUGGGUCCCGCUCCCGGAUAUGUCACGCGAGCGCGACGAGUGCAAGGCCGUGUUCCGCCGUGGCGGGCUCUGCGUGGUGGGUGGAUACUGCACGGAGAUGCAGGGGCGGUUCGAGAAGAGCGCGGAGGUUUUCGACGUGGCCACUUGGAAGUGGGGCCCGGUGGAGGAGGAGUUCUUGGAUGCGGCCGCGUGUCCUCGAACAUGCGUGGACGGUGGCGAUGGUGCCGAAGGGGAAAUGUACAUGUGCCGCGGCGGUGAAGUGGUGGUGUUGCGGGGAGACACAUGGCGGAGGGUUGCGAAGGUACCCAGUGAGAUUCGGAACGUUGCGUGCGUGGGGGUGUGGGAAGAGACCAUGUUUGUUAUUGGGUCAAGUGGGUUCGGGGAACCGCAUAUGGGCUUUGUUUUGGAUCUGAAGAAUGGGGCUUGGGCCAAAGUGGUGAGCCCGGAGGAGUACACUGGGCACUUGCAAUCCAGUUGUAUUUUGGAAAUCUAUUUGGAUNCCAAGUGGCGGCGUGGGGCCGAUAUGCCGGGCGGGCCCCGAACGUUUUUCGCGUGCGCGUCGGAUCAAAAUCAGACGGUGUACGUAGCGGGCGGGCACGACGAGGAGAAGAACGCGCUGAAGUCCGCGCUUGCGUAUGACGUAGCGAACGACGUGUGGGUCCCGCUCCCGGAUAUGUCACGCGAGCGCGACGAGUGCAAGGCCGUGUUCCGCCGUGGCGGGCUCUGCGUGGUGGGUGGAUACUGCACGGAGAUGCAGGGGCGGUUCGAGAAGAGCGCGGAGGUUUUCGACGUGGCCACUUGGAAGUGGGGCCCGGUGGAGGAGGAGUUCUUGGAUGCGGCCGCGUGUCCUCGAACAUGCGUGGACGGUGGCGAUGGUGCCGAAGGGGAAAUGUACAUGUGCCGCGGCGGUGAAGUGGUGGUGUUGCGGGGAGACACAUGGCGGAGGGUUGCGAAGGUACCCAGUGAGAUUCGGAACGUUGCGUGCGUGGGGGUGUGGGAAGAGACCAUGUUUGUUAUUGGGUCAAGUGGGUUCGGGGAACCGCAUAUGGGCUUUGUUUUGGAUCUGAAGAAUGGGGCUUGGGCCAAAGUGGUGAGCCCGGAGGAGUACACUGGGCACUUGCAAUCCAGUUGUAUUUUGGAAAUCUAGUAGCUGAGUUUUUGUUUGGGCCGAGUUCAUGUAAAUACAUUAUAUGAAGCAACAUUUUUGUUUUCUUUA